AUGUCUUCAUCACCAGAGCGAUCUGCUGAGUCCGAUGCUCCAACGAGAGAGGAACAAUCAGAGUCUUCGACUUUCACUCUGCAGAUAAUAUCUCCUAAUUCCGGGCCUCUCAGUUUUUCCAACCUGCCUGUAACCACUACUGUCAAGCAACUGAAGGCCAAGAUUCGAGAUGAGCUGCCUUCGAAGCCGGUCGAUGAACACCAACGGAUCAUAUACCGCGGUCGUAUGUUGGCUAUCGAGAACGCAACCAUGACGGAUGUGUUUGGGAAAGAAGCUCUUGCAACUCGAGAGCCUCAGAAUCUGCAUCUGGUACUACGUCAAGCAGCUCCAGAAGCUUCAACCUCACAUAACCCUCCGCAGCCUGCUGUAGCUGCGACUCAAGCCCCUCCAACGAUACCAAACCCACCGCUCGUUCCUCAACUGAUCAAUCGGCCACAAUCAACACCAGCAAUUCCAGGUCCAAACUUGCCGGGAAUGCAAGGCCAACAACCUCUUCCUGGGUUUCAGCAAAUGCAACAAAAUCAAGCACUGCAUCAGAUGGCACAAAUGAACCAUGUCAUGACCCAAAGGCUAGCACAGUUGCAGCAGGAGAGUCAGCGUCUCCACCAGGAAAUGAGCAUCCUCCAAGCUCGAACCCAACCAGCUUUGUUCAACGGUCAGCAAGCUACAUUAGGCCAGAAUCCGAUGGCCCAUCAAGGAUUAUUUCGAACGUCACUUAAUCCUAACAUGGCAGCUCAAACCAUACCUCAGACUCUCCAGAAUCUGAUUAAUCAGCGGCAGCAAGAACGAGCAGGAGAUGGACGUCAUGGAGCUCAGGAUGGCGGCACACAUACUCCUCACAUGCCUCCCCAAUCGGCUUCAGGAAGAGCUUCGCCAAACAUACAUCGGCCUGACCAUACCACCACAUAUACUCGUGAAGGUGUUGGGCCUAACGGAGAAAGAUUCCAUAUUACUGUGAACGAGACAACGACUACGCUUCCUUUGCAGCACCCGCAUCAGCAUCAUCACCAUGCAGGCCCUCAUGCAAAUCCGGCUUUAGAAGUUCAAGCCAUUAUGCGCAAUGCUGAUAGAUUCAUGGCAGCUCAAGGUGCACAAAACAACAUGCAAAGAAGUGCCUCGAAUCCCAUUCCGGCCCAGGCAGGAAAUCCUUCCUCUACUACUUGGCCGGGGGUUGCUCGACCCGGAACUCCAAGCACGAUCCCAACCCCUGCUACGACAAGUAGCUCGCCUUCGGCGUCCACAAUUCUCAUUCCCAAUAUAAAUGCAUCUGCCCAAGCUGGUAAUUCGACGUCUACCUCGUCAAAUUCCAGUGAACCUACAGUCUACAUCCUCUCGUCACCCUACGGGCCACGUGCUCUGUUGGUGAACAAUGGAGAAACCUUUUACACACCUCGUCCAAGUAGACGACAUUCACCAAUUGGUGCUCAAGGUCAAGUCAUCAGAGCGCCAGUUGGUUUACCAGAAUUUCGCAAUCGACCCGCUGGCCGCGAAGGUCGUGAAGGCCGUGCUGCUCGACGGAAUCAGCGUCCAAAUCCAUUACAGCCCGUAAAUGCCGCUCAUGGGAAUCCAGGCGCUGGAGCUCUGGCUGCACAGGUUGGUCCUAUGCUUUGGUUGAUCGUUCGCCUGGUUGGUUUCGUGUGGUUCUUCACUGCUGGUAAUCCCAGUUGGACACGAUGGUUGAUGGUCAGCGGCCUCGCAUUUCUUGUCUUUCUAUUUAACACUGGAAUCUUCAAUGGUGCUGCAGAGCAGUUAUGGGGUCCAAUCAGAAGACAUCUUGAGGGCUUGAUUCCUCUUGGAGCUCCAGUAGUACCUCUUGCACCAAUUGCUGAAGCAGCACAACCAGGUCAAGAUCCCGUGGCAGAUGAUCCAGCAGCACGUCGUAGACGAACCGAGCCCGAUCCUGCCGAGGUCGCUGUAAGACUGCUUCAAGAGAGACGACAAGCUGAUAGAGGCUGGCUCAUGGCACAAUUUCGCAGAGCAGAGCAUUCACUAUUGUUGUUCCUUGCUAGUUUGGUUCCUGGCGUCGGCGAACGACACAUUGCGGCUCGUGAGGCUGAGGCAAAUGCGGCAGAAGCGGAGCGACAACGUCUGAUCCAAGAAGCUGAGGCUGCCAAUGCAGUGGAGAAUACCGAAAACACGGAAGGAAAUGGAGAGGGUACUACAGCUGGCUCGGAACAUACUGGCGAAUCUGGAGAUAAUCAACCAAAUCAACAGGAGAAUGUUGCAGCACCUGCACAACCUCUGAUCGAAGUCUGA
Molecule: messenger RNA, 2256 nt
Organism: Mollisia scopiformis
Lineage: Eukaryota; Fungi; Ascomycota; Leotiomycetes; Helotiales; Mollisiaceae
Exons: 2
Coding region: 1-2256 (751 amino acids)
Biological process (GO): endoplasmic reticulum unfolded protein response
Source: RefSeq, a predicted model, not a curated record